AUGUGGGCACCGUCGGGACCCCGGCUGGGGUGGUCGAGACACUUCGGGGCCAGGGACCUCUCGGCCGUCCACGAGGCGGUCGAGUGGAUCAACGCUACGGUGUUGCUUACGCCUGGAAGGCCGUCCAGUCGAGACGCUCCAGCGGCUGCAUGCAUCUCGCCUAAUGACCAGAGCAGCCGCGUGUUAGGCCGCAGGGAGACGUCUAUGGGCAAGUACAAGUCGAGCAUCCUCGGGGAAGUCAACUGGGAACUCGGCACCCCGAGCGGUGGCCCUAACACCCACCACAGCGGGUUCUGGAGCGAGAGCGAAGACGACGACAGUAACAGCGAUGAUAAUAAGCACGGAAGGCCGGCCGGUAGCAGCAGCAGUCGUCGCUGCCAAACGAGGCGAGAGGGCGGAUCGGGAUCAGAGGCCUUGCUCAACCGCGCGGUCUUCCAUUUCAUAGAGGCCUCCCUCAAGACGGUGAAUCAGACUUAA
Messenger RNA from Colletotrichum truncatum, 477 nucleotides. The record is from RefSeq and is a predicted model, not a curated record. NCBI's taxonomy places the organism in Eukaryota, Fungi, Ascomycota, Sordariomycetes, Glomerellales, Glomerellaceae.